AUGGCAGCGGCAUCCCGCAAUGCUACUUGCGGACAGUGGAUAGAGCUGGACCCUCAAGGUCACCUCAAGGUCACCCAAGGCCCUGCGCAGCUUCCCUGCGAUGACACUCCGUUGUUGAUUCUCUCCAUACUGGGUGCGCAGCGUUUGGGGAAGUCAUCGCUCAUGAACCUCAUAGCCCGCUGCCUCAGGGUGUUUGGGGUGAAGUUCAAAGUUCAGUCCAUUCUGGAGGAGCAAGAGUCUUGCACCCGAGGAUGCUGGGGCAUGUUCAUGCACCAGACAGUUGAGGUGGGGUCGCAGCAAGUGCGACUUGUGUUCGUGGACACGGAAGGUCUCACCGAGUCUGAUCCCGGCAGCUUGAUGACCUUCUCGGUGGUAAGCAUGCUGUCUUCGGCAGUGCUUUUCUUGACGGACAAAUCCAUCACAAAAGAUGUUGCCAGACGGCUUCGCGACAUCAUCACGGCAGUGCAUUGUUUGCAGGAGCUUGAGUUGUCUCGGCCACAUCUUGCCCUCCUGGUGGCAGGCUUCGGCGACUCCAGGGAGCAUGCCAAGGCAUGCCGCUUGCCAACAUGGUGGGGUGAGUAUGGAGAAGCUAUUCAAGCAGGCUUCCCCAGUAUGGAGGUGCUGGGAUUGCCCAGCCCUUCCGAGGUCGAACGGAAUUGGCUAGAGGCGCAGGAGGAGUCACCUCUUCCACAAGCAGACUACGUUCAGACAGCGCAGGAGUUCACAAAACACCUCCUCGAGAAAGUCGAGCAAGGAUACCUUCGCCCGAAGCAGAUGGGACAAAAAGCGGUGACUGGCGCAAACCUGCACAGCCUCCUGGAAGUGCUCGUCGCUCGAUUCACCGAGAGCGAUGCGAAUCAGGCAGCGGUUCCUCCUUUUGAUCAGCUGCUCGUGAAGGUAUGCGACAGGGCCACAGAAGCUGUCUUGGACCUUGCGAAACAGCACAGGGACAGGCUACAGGCCAAGCCCAUGUCGGCACCGGAUGUGCAGUGGCAAACCGUGCACAAGGGGUUUUACAUGAGUCUCUGGGAUGAGCGAGUGGCCAAGAACGUGCCGGAUCCAAGCCAUGAGAUCGUGAAAUCAAAGCGGAGCGCCACGAAGGAGCAGCUUCAACUUCUCGGAGAAUCAUUGCAGAGCCAGCAGGAGGAUGUGGAUUUCCUUGGGACGGGUUUCUCAGUAGUGCCGCAAAGACCAGUGCGAAUAUUAUCCUAUGGUGCGCUCGUGGUGCUCAUGGGCCAUGAGGUCCAACUUGACCCCCGCGAUUUGCAACAGACCAAAGACCUCACCAUCGUGGCCACUCGCGUUGUCCUUCCUUCCGGCGAGAUCAAGCUUCCCGGUCGUUGCGUGUGCAUUCUUUGCGCUGAGCUGGUAUGCGCAAGUGAGAGGGGUACCGCGCUGGAUGUGUCCGGUGCAAGUGGCAACAGCUGGCCUCUCGUUGCUGGGCCUGCAGUGGAUGGACAGGCUGGGACAGACGGCUCUCCAGGAGGCUUUGUGCACAUUGUCUCAGGCAGGGUGAAGGGCAUGCUGGCUAUCCAUGCCCAUGGUGGCAAUGGUGGAGAUGGCCAGCAAGGUGGGUGUGGCAAGGCUGGGGAGAAUGCAAAGGGCUACCCCUCUGGCCAGGCAUGGGGGCGUGACCCCACAAACUACAUAGCAAAGGCCAUGCCAGGCCAAAGUGGACAGCCAGGUGGUCAGGGAGGUACAGGCGGCGCUGCAGGCAAGGGUGGGAAUAGUGGUGCCAUCAGGGUGGAAACGGUGCACAACGAAGGUACAGUAGUGAAGCACUGUGAUGCCGGCCGUGCCGGGGGUCCAGGUGACGGUGGUGAAGGAGGCCCUGGUGGUAAGCGACACCCGGUGUCGACGAUAACUGGCACCAAGGAUGGACACAAUGGACGCCAGAAUCCCUUUUCUUUUGACUGCAAGGGGAAUGAUGGUGCUCAAGGUGCAAGAGGCGCCCGAGGGGCCGAAGCGGCAAGUGGGCAGCAGGAGGCACCGAAGAUCUUAGUGACUGAGGCUCUCAAAGAGGCUUUGUGGCAGCAGCUGCUGACCUCAUGCAGGGAUGAGUUGUUCAAAGGCAACCUGGAUGUGGCCAAGCGUUUCCUCACGCAGUACACCGAAAUGGGGGGCCCAGCGACAUGCUGCUUGUAUGAGCGGGUUCGUUCAACUUGUGAGGGCACAAGGCCUUACGUCUUGGCCGUUGCUCCUGGGCACGUCACCCUCCUGCAGUCAAAGUAUGUCGAAAGAAUGUACGCGGAGAGGGCCGUCCCACUCCUGAAAGACUUGGAGGAGACCUGGACCGAGUUGCGAACCUCAUGUGAGAAGGGCCACAACGCAGCAACGGAGAUGACAAGAGCCCGGGAUUCUGUCGAGCAACGGCUGGCUCAACUAUCUGAGACAAUUGCUCAGCACUCAGCCCAAGCCGAACAGGCCCUCAACCAUGCGGAAAACCUGCGUCCGCAAAUUGACGCGGCCCAUCACGAGCUGGAAGCUGCCAUUGGUCCAGAGGUCGAGGCUGAGUGUGCCCGGUUGCAUGACGAGCAUCAGAAGGCCCUGAGGCGCCAAAGGCGGAAGAGAGCCAUCCAGACGGCGUCCAAACUGGUUGAGGAGGGCGUGUCCUUGUACUCGGGAGGCUUCUUCAAGUUGCACAAGGACUUCAAGGACGGCUACCAGAAAGUCAAAGACCUGGGGGAUACUGUGGGUGGCCUUGAGAUCGAGAAGCUCAAAGGCAUUGGCAAGAAGGUGGGGGAACUCAACACGUCAUACCAAACCGUCAGGAAGAAGCUGGAGGAGGGUAAGACAGCGUGGCAAAAGGUAGAUGACGCUCUGGAAGGCAAGGCAGCUUCAAAGGGUGCUAUCCUUCCGCCUUCAAUGAUCAAUGCUGCAUUGGAUGAGAUGGUGGGUACGAUGAGCUGCCGAGUGCAGCAGUGUAUGGCAACCUACCAGAAGUUAUGCUCAGAGCGAUCCACUGCAGAGUUGACAGCUGUGCAGCAUGCCGCUGCUGCGGUGGAGCUUUCCCUGGAGAUUCACGAGCAGAAGCAAAGUCUUGCGAGAAUUCGGGAUGAGGCUUGUCACACGCGAGCUAUGACUCCCAUCCAGGCUCUUCAAUGCACCUUCCAGGCACUUGCAAGCACAGAGGAGCUCGUGCUCCACCUGCUGCACUUGCUGCAUGGCGCGCUUGAGCUUGAGCUGGGCGAGGUCCUUGAGUUGAAGGCGACAAUCGGAAGCCAGGAGAGCAUUGCCCAGACGUUCACGCAGCUGCUGCACCAUACCGCCACCACGAGGCAUAGGAUCGCACAGGACAAACAAAGUUUCUCGAUUGCGAAGACGUUUUCUGCGGCCAGCUUGCCACUUGUGGUGGAAUGGAACAUGUCACAGCCAGAAUUGCAGGGCUGGUGCCUUGUGACAGCCACGAGCCUAAGGGUGUCGCUCCAGAUUGAAGAUGACGCUUGGCCCUCCCACCUCAAUGAGCUCACGGUGAGACAGGCCGGCAUCAGCCAGCAGCGGAGCAAGCUGGGGAAGAUGGUGAUGGCCAGGCACCAUCCCCGGACCUUCAACCUUUCACUGGACUCCGUCUCGGGACAGGUGGCGUCCUUCAAGGAGGUGACCCUCGGUGGCGAUAAGGAGCACUACGUCCACAUUUCUCCAGCGAGCUCAUGGAUUCUUGCCGGCGCAUCCGGCCUGCGACUUCGUGAGGUGCUUAUGGAGUUCAAGUGUGAUGGAGUAGCGAGAACUGUUGGGGUGCCAAGGAGGGCAUCUUUGUAG
Molecule: messenger RNA, 3759 nt
Organism: Symbiodinium natans
Lineage: Eukaryota; Dinophyceae; Suessiales; Symbiodiniaceae
Source: the annotation of a GenBank genome assembly